UGGAUUAUUUAAACAUAAUUUUUUAAUAAAUUGUUAAAUAAAUACACAGUGUUUUUAAACUGAAAAACUUAUUAUUAUUUUUAAUAAUAAUAAUUCAUUCACUAUUUAAUAAGUUUAUUAUACUGUUGUACACAAAAUCAUUUUAAUCAUUUCUCCCAACAAUUACUGUAAAUAAUUGAUUAUAAUAUGAUUUUUGUUUAGUUUAUAAAUAGUAACCAUUUGGCAAAAGUUGCUGUUAUUUUAAAAUUAAUUGUUAAACUCAACAGUUGUUUAUAAAUAAAAUAAUAAUAAAUUGAAAUUUUUAUUUAUCGUUUCAUUGUAUUUAUAAUUACAGUAAAUAGUGUGAACAUUAAAAAUAAAAUGAAAUUUCAAUUGAUUUUAUUAUUAUGUUUGAUAUCAUCAAUUGUUUCAAUUGAAAGGGAGCCCAGGGAUGCCAAACCUCGACGGGCCAGGGGGUAUAAACCGAAAGUGGUCUCAACACAAAAUAACGUUAAUAACGCUAGAAUCAGUAGCAAAAAUGAUCCAUUAAAAUGGGGUAUAAUGGGAGCCGGAAAAAUUAGCAAUGAUUUUGUGGCCAUUACUAAAAGUAUGCCACAACAUCAGUUUGUUGCGGUUGGCUCUCGGCGUCUAUCGUCUGCUCAAGAUUUUGCUAAUCGACACAACGUUUCCAAAGCUUAUGGAUCUUAUCUCGAGUUAGCUAACGAUCCCGAGGUUCAGGUGGUAUAUAUCGGUACAGUUAAUAACGUACACUUAGAUAACGUACGACUAAUGCUUGAACACGGAAAGCAUCUGUUGGUUGAAAAACCAUUGGCUAUGAACUCUAAGCAGGUCGAAGAGAUGGUAUCACUGGCCAAAAGCAAACGACUCUUUUUUAUGGAAGCACUGGUCGAAAGGUUUACCCCGUCUUUUGACUUUGCCUUUGAACACAUCAGACGCGGAACUAUUGGUAAUGUUUAUCACGUAAAUGGAGGACUCGGCUAUAGGAUGGUUAUGGAAGACCGGGUAUCUACUAGAGAGUUGGGCGGCGGAACUGUACUCGAUUUGGGUAUUUACGCCAUAGGAUUGGCCGACUCGGCAUAUGACGGUGAGAUGCCAUCGAAAAUCGAGGCCAUCGGCAAUCUCAACCAAAACGGUGUUGACCUUAACUUUUCUGCUAAUUUGAAAUAUGGCGGCAAUCGGACAGCCAGUAUAUUUGCCAACGGUUUGCUUAAGUUACCUAACGAUGCUUUUAUUAUCGGUACAAACGGUACAAUUAGAAUUGCCGGUAAUUUUAAGUCAUCCGAAAGGGUUUAUAUCAACGAUGUUGUCCAUGAUUUUCCGUUCCCGAAGACUGAUGAACAUCUAUUCUAUGCACCGGACAGUCUAGCACUGAGAUAUGAGGCCGAAGAGGUCCGCAAAUGUAUUAAUGAGGGACGCAUUGAAAGUCAAAAGAUGUCACAUAAGGACAGUAUAGUUAUGGCCAAAAUUGAAGACGAAAUACGCCGACAAAUCGGUGUAGUCUAUGACGUUGACUAACGGAACUGAUUAUAUGUUUUUUAUAAUUAUUUUUUAAAUUUUUAUCUAAUUAUAUCAAUAUUUUAAAAUA
Oppia nitens is the source of this 1585-nucleotide messenger RNA. RefSeq names its product trans-1,2-dihydrobenzene-1,2-diol dehydrogenase-like. The transcript is spliced from 6 exons. The record is from RefSeq and is a predicted model, not a curated record. The coding region runs from base 361 to 1515 and encodes 384 amino acids. Gene Ontology annotation, molecular function: nucleotide binding. Lineage: Eukaryota; Metazoa; Arthropoda; Arachnida; Sarcoptiformes; Oppiidae.